This is a messenger RNA of Corythoichthys intestinalis (scribbled pipefish), 2151 nucleotides long. RefSeq names its product serine protease HTRA1B-like. The coding region runs from base 44 to 1468 and encodes 474 amino acids. Gene Ontology annotation, biological process: proteolysis; positive regulation of apoptotic process; programmed cell death. Gene Ontology annotation, molecular function: serine-type endopeptidase activity; protein binding. The record is from RefSeq and is a predicted model, not a curated record. Gene Ontology annotation, cellular component: extracellular region. The transcript is spliced from 10 exons. NCBI's taxonomy places the organism in Eukaryota, Metazoa, Chordata, Actinopteri, Syngnathiformes, Syngnathidae.
UCUAAACUUCUCCCCACCCGCGAUUAAUCGUCUUUCAUCCACGAUGAUCGAAAUCGUCGUCCUCGCUCUAUUCGCCUCGCUGGCCCCCGCCGACCUCUCGUCGAUCUCCAAGCGCUCCGCCAUCGGGUGCCCGGAGACGUGCGACAAAUCCCGCUGCUCGCCCCCGCCCACGGCAGCCGAGUGCCCGGCUGGAGUGGCGCUGGACGCCUGCGACUGCUGCCCCGCGUGCGCGGCCGGUGAGGGGGAGCCGUGCGGCGGGGACGAGCGCCGCUGCGGCGAAGGUUUGACGUGCACGUUCAGCGACGGCGUGCCCGCCACCGGCACCGUGCGGCGCAGGGCUUCCACGGGGGUGUGCGUGUGCUCCAGCCCCGAGCCAGUGUGCGGCAGCGACGGCGUCACCUACGGCAACGUGUGCCGGCUCAGGCUGGAGAGCUUUCGGGCGGUCGAUGCCAGGCGACCGCCUGUCAUCCUCGUCCAGUGGGGCGCGUGCGGAGAGGGUCGGAGGAACCCUGAUAGUCUCCGCUUCAAGUACAACUUCAUCGCUGACGUAGUGGAGAAGAUCGCGCCCGCCGUCGUUCACAUCGAACUUUUCCGCAAGAUGGUUUAUUCCAAGCGCGAGGUGGCGGUUGCUAGUGGCUCGGGUUUCGUGGUGUCGGAGGACGGGGUCAUCGUCACCAACGCUCACGUGGUGGCUAAUAAACAUCGAGUCAAGGUUGAGCUAAAGAGCGGCGCCACGUUCGACGCCAAAAUCUUGGACGUGGACGAGAAGGCCGACAUCGCUCUUAUCAAAAUCGACAUCCGCAACAAACUUCCAGUUCUGCUGCUGGGCCGCUCGGCAGACCUCCGACCAGGCGAGUUCGUGGUGGCCAUCGGGAGCCCCUUCUCGCUCCAGAACACAGUCACCACCGGAAUCGUCAGCACUACCCAGCGGGGCGGCAAGGAGCUGGGUCUGCGCAACUCCGACAUGGACUACAUCCAGACCGAUGCUAUUAUCAAUUACGGCAACUCGGGAGGCCCGCUCGUCAACCUGGACGGCGAAGUGAUCGGUAUCAACACGCUGAAGGUGACGGCAGGAAUCUCUUUCGCCAUCCCGUCCGACAAAAUCCGAGAGUUCCUCGCAGAGUCGCACGACCGCCAAGUCAAAGGAAAGAACAGCGGCAAGAAGAAGUACAUUGGCAUCAGGAUGAUGAGCCUCACGCCAACUUUGGCUAAGGAGCUGAAGGACAGACGAUCGGACUUCCCGGACGUUACAUCCGGUGCAUACGUCAUCGAAGUCCUCAGCGGGACGCCCGCCGAAGCUGCCGGUCUGCGUGAAAGCGACGUGAUCAUCAGCAUCAACGGCGCACGCGUGGCGUCUGCCGGCGACGUGAGCGCUGCCAUCAGGCGCGACGACACGCUGCGGCUGGUGGUGCGGCGUGGCAACGAGGACAUCAUCGUCAGCGUGGUGCCCAACGACGUCGAGCCGUGAAGUGACUGACUGAACGCCUGCUGAGUUUCAACUUGUUGGUACGCGCCCAAGGACGCUAUGGACUUAAGACUUUGCGCACAGCAAAGACACGCAACUACUUGCGACUUGGCUGUCCAUCAAGUGGUCGCUAGGUUAAUCUACUUUUUUUGUGGGGGACUUUUAUUUUUAAGGACCUUUUUUUUUUAGAAUACAGUUAUUUUUUAACACAAUCUUUGCAUAGGAUUUUGGUUUUCAUCCUUUCAGAACGAGUAUUAUUUGGUCUCAAUUCAAUCUUGAGUGGAGCACCCUUGUGGCCUGGAGGCCACAUUGCACCCUUAUGUCGCACAAGAAACGACCUAAAAAAUCCAACCAAUUGACUUUUUUCUGUUUUUAAUGUGCUUCCAGUCAUUAAUGUCAUGUGUUACAAACACAAUGCUACUGAGCAGGUGGGCUCAACCGGGUCGCAAAAUGUGUCACGUGGUAAAUAUACACUCAUACAUUUUUUUUUUAGAAAAGAAUAACAAAAAAUAUCAACUAAAAUACAAAUAUUUUUUAAAAAGUACAAUUUUCAGUAUAAUGACAUUUAUUUAGUAAUAACAGGUCAUUAUGUCAGGUCACAUCAUGUCCGUUAAUUUGCUGUAUUGCUUGUGAGAGCAGUCAUUUUUUCAGGUAUCAAUACAUUGAGUAUAUUUCUUAUGAUUAUU